Myotis davidii is the source of this 1088-nucleotide messenger RNA. It is a transcript of the gene SIX6, whose product is annotated as SIX homeobox 6. The transcript has 2 exons. The annotation marks the transcript as partial. Gene Ontology annotation, cellular component: transcription regulator complex; nucleus. Gene Ontology annotation, molecular function: DNA-binding transcription factor activity, RNA polymerase II-specific; RNA polymerase II cis-regulatory region sequence-specific DNA binding. The record is from RefSeq and is a predicted model, not a curated record. Gene Ontology annotation, biological process: regulation of transcription by RNA polymerase II; eye development. Lineage: Eukaryota; Metazoa; Chordata; Mammalia; Chiroptera; Vespertilionidae.
UUCUGCCCCCAGCAAGUGGCGGGGGUAUGCGAGACGCUGGAGGAGAGCGGCGACGUGGAGCGCCUGGGUCGCUUCCUCUGGUCGCUGCCCGUGGCCCCGGCGGCCUGCGAGGCCCUCAACAAGAAUGAAUCGGUGCUGCGAGCGCGAGCCAUCGUGGCUUUUCACGGCGGCAACUACCGCGAGCUCUACCACAUCCUGGAAAACCACAAGUUCACCAAGGAGUCGCACGCCAAGCUGCAGGCGCUGUGGCUCGAGGCGCAUUACCAGGAGGCCGAGAAGCUGCGUGGACGGCCCCUGGGGCCCGUGGACAAGUACCGCGUGCGCAAGAAGUUCCCCCUGCCGCGCACCAUCUGGGACGGCGAGCAGAAGACGCACUGCUUCAAGGAGCGCACGCGGCACCUGCUGCGGGAAUGGUACCUGCAGGACCCGUACCCCAACCCCAGCAAAAAGCGUGAGCUCGCCCAGGCCACCGGACUGACCCCCACGCAGGUGGGCAACUGGUUCAAAAACCGUCGACAAAGGGACCGGGCGGCGGCUGCAAAGAACAGACUCCAGCAGCAAGUCCUGUCUCAGGGCUCGGGGCGGGUGCUAAGAGCUGAGGAAGAGGGCACUACCGAGGUGCUGGGGACCACAGCCUGCCCAGCCGCCAGCCUAUCCAGCAAGGCAGCCACUUCAGCCAUCUCCAUCACGUCAAGUGACAGCGAGUGCGACAUCUAACCUGCCCACACAGCAGGCUCAGAAACAGAAUCCAGUGUACAAAAAGACACAGACAACAUGAAGGAGGGAGGGAAGAGGAGAGACCCACCAAACAAGUCCAGAGAGUUGGAAGCCAGGUGGCCAGGGACUCUGGAUGAGGUGCCUGUGAGAGGGGUGUCAUGUCCGCCCAGUGGCCAGCCGGCUCCACUGGCACCCUCCGGCCACUAUGGCAGGGACCCACCGUGAGGCCCGACCAGCGCUCUGUUCUUUUUGCUUUGCUUUUUCCCAAGGAGAGUGCUGCAAAGAUGCCACCGGAACCUGAACUGCAGACUGAGCACCUGCCCUGAAUCUCUGAAUCUCCCGUGGGUAUUUCAUGUCGAAAGGACGCUAUA